Messenger RNA from Oryzias latipes (Japanese medaka), 2114 nucleotides. It is a transcript of the gene tctn1, whose product is annotated as tectonic family member 1. The record is from RefSeq and is a predicted model, not a curated record. Gene Ontology annotation, cellular component: MKS complex. Gene Ontology annotation, biological process: cilium assembly; protein localization to ciliary transition zone. NCBI's taxonomy places the organism in Eukaryota, Metazoa, Chordata, Actinopteri, Beloniformes, Adrianichthyidae.
GCAGCCUAUACGAACUGAAAGCCCACGAGCAGAAGCGAACAGCCGAAGAAGAGCAACAACCAUAGCAACGGUCUAUAACAAGUAUGGCGGCGUUCGUCUUUUUAGCUUCGGAUUUUUUUUUUAUUUUCCUUUUGAUUGUUACUGUAAAUUCUAACGAAAAUUCGACGAGCAGUUAUUUUAACUCGACUGCGUGGGAUGACCUAAACUUCACAUCUGGAACGACGUUUGUUGCAUCCACGGAGUCGACGGUGUUGAGCUCAACAACCCGGACCUCCAGCGGUACGGAGCCGCCGCCUCUGCCCGCCGAGCCCCUGCCUGUCUCCGGCCGCCUCCCCACUCCAGUGACCGCUGUCGACACGCUGUGUCCCUGUGAUGAGCACACGGACGCGUGUGACAUCAGCUGCUGCUGUGAUGCUGACUGUCAGCAGGAGGUGGCGCUGUUCACCAGCUGCUCAGUCACUGACGUGAGUGACAGCAGGCAGCUGUGCAGCCGCGGCGUGGCGAGCUACGCUUUGAGAACACGAAUUGACGGUUUUUCCGAGCUUCUCACCUCCAUCAAAAAGGAGACAAACUAUGACCUUUUCUGCAUCCAUUCAUACAACCGCGUGGACGGGUUGUCUCUUCCUCCGCCGGCUCUUCCCACCGACAGAAACUUCCAGACUCUCUUUCAACGGUUCAGCAGCUUCAUGUUUGGCGCUCAGAGCAGCGACCAGGAGCUUCCCGCUCAAGUCCAGAGCUCACCUGGAUACCAGUUUGGAGAUGUCCUGAGGACUGCAGACGAGAGCGGGCAGGGGGGGGUGUUUUACCUGCCUGCUGCAGGCAUCACUGCUGCCUGUGUGGACAAGAGUCCAGCAGCGUUCCUAAAGGAUCAGCAGAGCCGGUGUUCCCGACGCGUGAUCCUGGAGACGGACUGCAGCUCCCUGCCUGCUCUCAGCAUGGACUCAUACUCCAACAUCCUGCUGCUUAAUGGGAAGAAUCAAGAUGCAGCAGUGGUUCCUGUGGACGUAUCCUCCGUGGUGCUUCGGUCCACAGAAGGAACUCAGUCUGAGCUGACGGUCGGCGCCGGAGAGGACCUGCGUCCUGUUCUCCUCAGCACCGGCGUCUGCGCCCGUGUGGCGCUGAAGGUAGUUUAUGUGAUCCGGUACAACGCGGCGGGCGAGGUGGUGAACGCUGCCGUCUCCGUGGUGCUGGGGUUCAUCCGCGGAGCUUCGGUGCUGCUGGAGCAGGAGUUCCAGGCUACAUUUGUCCAGGACGGCGGCGAGCUGGCUCUUCGUCUCAGCGGAAAUCCCGGCUAUGUGGUCGGACGCCCUCUCCUGUCUGGAACGAAAACCGCAGAAGGGAUCAGCAGAAGCACGGAGCUCAGAGAUGCUCUGUCUCUGCUCCACAGCUCCGCCGAGCAGGACUGCCUGCGUGGUCCUCACCGGCGCUCCCCGGUCCUCUUCGGUGUGAACGCCGUGUCCGGCUGCACGCUGAGGCUGGAUGACGCAGCCAACUGCUCGCUGGUCCUUCAGCAGCUCCUGGACGUCCUCAGAGGACCAAACUACCCGCAGUACGUGGCUUCCUUUGGAAACUCCCCGCUGAACAAGCAGCUAGACUGGGUCUCCAUCCAGAGCAGCUUCAGUCCUGUGGAGGACCAAAGCUGCAGCCUCCCGCUCUCACUCCAUCUAGAGAUCGAAUGGACCAAAUAUGGAUCCCUGGAGAACCCCCAGGCCCAGAUAGUGAGCAUCCGGGAGAUCAUUCAGACCAACAGCAGCAGUUUGCCUCUGCUGAGCGGCGGCGGCGGCAGCCUGCCGGUCAGAAGCUCUGUGGCCUUCGUUCCAGUUUCUGCAGACGCACUUCCUGGUUACAGAGCCACGCCCACCAUCGACGCCAAACUUCCCUUCAACUUCUUUUUCCCCUUUGUUUGAACAGACGCCUGCAGGCUUUGUGGUGUAAUUUAUGUAAAUAAGAUUUGAUAAAUUAUUUUUUUCAAUCAAAAGUCUUAUUUAAACCUGUUUUUGUUUUUUAACCAAAAAAAAGGCAGAAAGGAGAAGUUCAAGUUAUAAAUCUUUAGGAGUUUUUAGUUCCAGAGACACAGAAAUCUCACUUUUGGGGGGGGGGGGGGGGGGGGGGGG